AUGGACUUCUUUGCAACAGUGAUCUUGUCAGGGCUAAUCUUAGCUCUGGUGUGGUUAUUUCGAGUCAAAAACAGUAGGAAGUAUCGUUUGCCUCCAGGACCCGUUCCACUUCCUCUCAUAGGAAACCUGCCACAACUGCAAAAAGAUGCACCUUUUAAAAGCUUUCUCAAGUUGAGUGAAACCUACGGUCCUGUGAUGACAUUGUACCUGGGCUGGCAGCGGACGGUUGUUCUGGUGGGAUAUGACGCCGUGAAGGAGGCUCUGGUGGACCAGGCUGAUGACUUCACAGGCAGAGCGCCACUGCCGUUUCUGGUCAAAGUUACCAAGGGCUACGGUUUGGGGAUCAGUAAUGGGGAGCCCUGGCGCCAACUGCGACGUUUCGCACUGACAACGCUGAGAGACUUUGGUAUGGGACGCAAGGGGAUGGAAGAGUGGAUCCAAGAGGAAAGCAAACACUUGAGGGACCGCAUAGACACAUUCAACGGUAAGCCAUUUGACCCUACGUUCUUGUUGAGCCGCACUGUGUCUAAUGUGAUCUGCUGCCUGGUGUUUGGCCAACGCUUCAGUUAUGAAGACAAGAAGUUUCUGCACAUCCUCAACAUUGUAUCUGAGGUUGUAAAGUUCCUUAGCAGCCCUUUGGGUCAGAUGUACAACACUUUUCCCUGGCUCAUGGAGCAUCUGCCUGGCCACCAUCACACAGUUUUUAAAAAGAUUGAGGAGGUGAAAGAGUUUAUCAGCAUGAAGAUCCGAGAGCACAAAGAGACACUGGACCCCAGCUCCCCAAGGGACCUUGUUGACUGCUUUCUCAUCCGAAUCAAUCAGGAAAAGGACAUUCCCACAACUGAGUUCCACCAUGACAACUUGGUCUGUACGGUUUUGAAUCUAUUCAUGGCUGGAACAGAAACCACCAGCAGCACUAUCAGAUAUGGCCUGAGUGUGCUGAUCAAAUACCCCAACAUACAGCAGAAACUACAGCAAGAGAUUGACUCUGUGAUUGGACAAGGCUGUUGUCCCAGAAUGGAGAACAGGAAGUCCCUCCCCUUCACAGACGCAGUCAUUCAUGAGAUGCAGCGCUUUCUGGACAUCGUCCCCUUCAGCCUUCCUCACUACACACUCCAGGACAUCUCUUUCAGGGGUUACACAAUCCCCAAGGAUACUGUGAUCAUUCCCUUGUUGCACUCUGUGCUGAAAGAUGAAAAGCAAUGGGAGACUCCCUGGUCCUUCAACCCCCAGCACUUCCUGGAUCAGAACGACAACUUUAAGAAAAAUCCUGCUUUCCUGCCAUUUUCGGCGGGGAAGAGAGCCUGUGUUGGCGAGUCUCUGGCACGUAUGGAGCUUUUUAUCUUCCUGGCGUCACUGCUGCAGCAUUUCACCUUUUCCUGCACCGAAGGCCCCGACAGCAUAAACCUCAUUCCAGAGUACAGCAGCUUUGCCAAUGUUCCUCGCAGGUACCAGAUCAUUGCCACGCCGCGGUGAGAAGAGGAGCUCCACUCAGACAGUCUAUCAUCGCUUGAAGCACUCUGAGCCACU
Molecule: messenger RNA, 1530 nt
Organism: Perca flavescens (yellow perch)
Lineage: Eukaryota; Metazoa; Chordata; Actinopteri; Perciformes; Percidae
Product: cytochrome P450 2G1
Exons: 9
Coding region: 1-1476 (491 amino acids)
Biological process (GO): xenobiotic metabolic process
Cellular component (GO): cytoplasm; intracellular membrane-bounded organelle
Molecular function (GO): oxidoreductase activity, acting on paired donors, with incorporation or reduction of molecular oxygen, reduced flavin or flavoprotein as one donor, and incorporation of one atom of oxygen; iron ion binding; heme binding
Source: RefSeq, a predicted model, not a curated record